UCAUCCAUUAAACAUCAAAAGAAAAGUAAACUUGACAUUGAGGUCGAACUAUGUCGAUCUUUUCUCCGUUUGGGAGAAAAUGCAACAGAUCAGGAUAUAGAAGAUAUCCUUUUUUUUCUUGUGGACGCGUUUAACAAGAAUAAUGAUCAGCAAUUAGGAUAUGAUGAAGUGGAUUGGGACCAACUCACUGUGGACGUUCGUGAGAUACUUUGCGAUAAUAUGCCCGAUUCUGCUUCUUCGGAUUCUGAUCAACAUGUUAUCUUGAUUCUUGACAAGAAUGUUCAAAUGUUGCCAUGGGAGAGUUUACCAUGUCUGAGGGAUCAACCCGUUUCUCGAUUGCCGUCUAUUUCCUUUUUAAGAGAUCGGAUAAUGUUGGCUAGGCAUCUGCAUCGACAGAAAGAUAAAAACGCUGAUUGGUCUGAUUAUGUUGUUGAGCAAAAUAAAUGCUUUUUUGUUUUAAAUCCAAGUCAAGAUUUAAAGAAUACACAAAAUGAAUUUGAAGCAUUCGUAAAAAGUUUUAAAGGAUGGGAUGGAGUUAUUGGUCGAACUCCAUUUGAACAAGAAAUUAAAAAUGGAUUAUCUGACCACGACCUCUAUAUAUAUUUCGGUCACGGAGCUGGUGAACAAUACAUCCGUAAUUACCGUGUUCAAAGUCUGAACAGGUGUGCCGUGACCUUGUUACUGGGUUGCAGUAGCGGUCAUCUAAAAGAUAGUGGCGAGUUUGAUCCAUCGGGCACGGCAUUGAGUUACAUAAUAGCGGGCUGUCCAGCAUUAGUGGCAAACUUGUGGGAUGUUACAGAUAAAGAUAUUGAUAGGUUUAGUAAAGCCUUAUUUAACAACUGGAAUUUAAGGCCGAAUGAAGAUGGAUUCGAUGUAGAUACUAAUCAUCCGGUCAGGGGUGAAGUAUCUUUGGUUCAAGCG
This is a messenger RNA of Acaulospora morrowiae, 921 nucleotides long. The record is from the annotation of a GenBank genome assembly. Lineage: Eukaryota; Fungi; Glomeromycota; Glomeromycetes; Diversisporales; Acaulosporaceae.